CGUCUUUGAGUGCCAAGGUGCGAGUGGCCGAGUAGCCUCGUGGUGUGUCCGCGGUGCUAACAGCGGCUAAUGCUAGCAGCUCCGCGGCCUCAAAGUGCGCGCUUUUAUUUUACCCACUUUACCUGCUUACCUAUCCACAUGUGAGACACGACUGUAACGCGAACUGGACCGGAACUGGAAACCUACGGGUUUUUCUGAGAAACGCCGGCGAUCUCUGUAAUUAAGUUAGUGAUUAAGUAAAUAUGUGUUAAUCCAUUAAGUUAAUGUGUUCACCUGGACCUGUGGGCGGUGCUUCAGCGGUUAGACGGUUCUCGGGGUGUCAGGCAGGUAAAUGUAGUUCUAGAGCUCUUUGGUUGGUUAGAAAUGUUGAUGACAUUCUCAGACGUCAUUCUGAUUGGCAGUGUUUGGGGUCAGAUGUCAUCUUAUAGAAAGCUGCAGGUGAGUCAAACAGGCCGAGAAACAUCUGGAAUCAAUGUCUUGAUGCAUGCUCAAUCAUCCAGGUAAGUAAUUCCCAAAAGGUUGAUUCUGUUAAUCUUGAUGUGGCUUUUCCGAUGGGAGAAACAUUUCAUCCUCAUGUAGGUGACUUCUUCAGUUUCAGCUGACUGCAUGACUCCAUUGUUUAUUCAGUAGGUUAGCUUCCGUUGUUGUGCAAAUGUACUGUUUAUAAGGUUGGAAACCUGCAGUCAGCUGAGACUGAAGAAGUCACCUGGAUGGUGAUGAAACGUUUCUCCCACUGAAAACGUCCAGAUGAACAUAAUCAACGUUUUGGGAUCUGGAAUCAACAUCUGCACAUUGAUCCACAGAGAACACCCGGACUUCACAGACGUUAACUUCCUGAAUCAUUUCCAUGGCGCAAAGACGAGGACACAUCAGGUACCUGAAGGUGUGUGAGGUUCAGAACUCUCAGGGUGAUGUCAGAGACGCUUCGCUCGCCGCUAAAGGAGCUGCUGGAAAUGAGCUGUACGAUAACGGGUACGGUGAGCAGAUGAUGGAGGACGAAGACGCACGCACGAACCUGAUUGUGAACUACCUGCCGCAGAGCAUGAGCCAGGACGAGCUACGCAGCCUCUUCAGCAGCGUUGGCGAGGUCGAGUCUGCCAAGCUCAUCCGCGACAAAGUGGCAGGUUUAAUGACAUCAAAGUGUCUAACAGGCCACAGUUUAGGUUACGGCUUUGUUAACUUUGUUAACCCUAGUGAUGCAGAGAGGGCUAUCAGUACCCUCAAUGGCCUGAGGCUACAGUCUAAAACUAUCAAGGUUUCAUUUGCACGGCCGAGUUCGGACGCCAUCAAAGAUGCGAACCUGUAUAUCAGUGGUUUGCCACGGACUCUCAGUCAGCAGGACGUGGAGGACAUGUUCUCGCACUACGGUCGCAUCAUCAAUUCUAGAGUGUUAGUGGACCAGGCUUCAGGUCUGUCACGUGGCGUGGCCUUCAUCCGCUUUGAUAAGAGGGCCGAGGCCGAUGACGCUGUCAAACACCUGAACGGACACACGCCUCCCGGCAGCGCUGAGCCAAUCACGGUCAAGUUUGCUGCCAAUCCCAACCAGGCCAGGAACUCCCAGAUGAUGUCACAGAUGUACCACGGCCAAUCACGACGCUUUGGGGGGCCUGUCCAUCACCAGGCACAAAGGUUCCGGUUUUCUCCAAUGAGCACCGACCACAUGAGCGGAGGGGGUGGGGCCUCGGGGAGCUCAUCCUCUGGUUGGUGCAUCUUCAUCUACAACCUGGGCCAGGAAGCUGACGAGGCCAUGCUGUGGCAGAUGUUUGGCCCGUUCGGUGCAGUCUUGAAUGUGAAAGUGAUCCGAGAUUUUAACACCAAUAAGUGCAAAGGCUUUGGCUUUGUUACAAUGGCAAACUACGAGGAAGCUGCCAUGGCGAUCCACAGCCUGAACGGGUACCGCCUGGGGGACAAAGUCCUGCAGGUCUCCUUCAAGACCAGCAAGGGGCACAAAUAGAGGAGGGGGCAAGGCUAAAACUAAUAACAGGUGUUUUUGUUUUUGUUUUUUGUCUGUUUUCUCAGUUUUUCCCAGCAUGCCCUCUUUCUUUAUGUCAGUAAGUAAUUUUUCUGGCUGUGUGGGCAUUCAUCCACAAUAAAGGACUGAAAUUUGCAGUAUGACUGACAGCUGACUGUCAGCAUUGUUAUGAACAUAACUGGAGUUGUAUCAAUUUCUGCAGGUUUACUUUAAAACAUUUGGGGUCAAAGGUUACGGAAACUAAAUCUGCUCUUUUCUGAUUUGAGUAAAACGUUCAAUUGGUUUUAUGUACAGUUUAUGUAAAUGAUGUCAUGGUAACCACUGACAACUGAUUAAAGGAUUAAAAGUUUGGACAGGUAACCUGACGUUAUCAUGUCAGGUGAUCAGGUCAGUGUUAGACGAUUAGUUUCAUGUUGUACAGGUGAGGUAGAGGAAUGCACCUGAUGAACAGGUAACUGAUGUGAAGUCGAUUUUCAUUUGUUUUAUUUUUGUAUUGCAGCUUCAUUGUGACAUUUAUUCAGCAAUAAAUCUGUUAUUGUGAAAACUUAA
Messenger RNA from Haplochromis burtoni (Burton's mouthbrooder), 2521 nucleotides. Its product is annotated as ELAV-like protein 1. Gene Ontology annotation, cellular component: ribonucleoprotein complex. The coding region runs from base 848 to 1954 and encodes 368 amino acids. The record is from RefSeq and is a predicted model, not a curated record. NCBI's taxonomy places the organism in Eukaryota, Metazoa, Chordata, Actinopteri, Cichliformes, Cichlidae. Gene Ontology annotation, molecular function: RNA binding. The transcript has 9 exons.